Molecule: messenger RNA, 1333 nt
Organism: Ectocarpus sp. CCAP 1310/34
Lineage: Eukaryota; Phaeophyceae; Ectocarpales; Ectocarpaceae
Source: the annotation of a GenBank genome assembly
CGACGGUAGCAUCCUCUGGUUGGAGAAUGGCCACUUCGCGGAGUCGUCUUGUGGCUGUCUUGCAGCAUCGACGCCGCGUGACGGAGGAGUCGCUUGGCGCCGAUGUCGAAGCAGACGAGGCCAACGAAGAGGAGCGCGUGGCUCUCGGUAAGCGACAACUCGAGGCCGUUGUGGCGGCGACAGCCCGGGCUCCUCAAGUGUUUGAUGCCCGCGAUGCUGAAGAGGUUGAAGAGGACAUGCGCAGAGCCACCAUGUACAAGCAGCAGCUGAAAAAGAUCAAGCCUCUCAUCCCAGGCGUAGGGCGGGGUAAGAGCGAAGCCAACCUCCUUGCUUCGCGUAAACGGACUGCCCUCGUGUUCCCCGCGGAACAAGGCGGGAUAUACGGGGCGCACACCAGCAGCCAGAUCAGGUACAAGACGGGGUUCACGAAGGAGGAGUUCGACGAUUUUUUCGCCGCUACGCACAUCGACAGAGAGGGGAAUUUGCUGCCCCGAUCUUGGUUUUUCCAGCAAGCUCGAAACAACCUCGGCAAGCACACCCCUGAGGAGAACCAGGCUCGGCGCACGAUAAGAGGUAGCAUGAGCGAUCAAGACAGAGUGCUCUGCUAUGUUGAGAUGCUGAGGAGGGACACCAGCUUUGAGGAUAUGUCGCUGAAGUACGGACGCUCCAAGGGCACCUGGUCGAACGAGUUCCAUGACAUGACCAUGGCCGCGCAGGACAUGCCUUGUUUGCAACAGGUAGAGACUGUGCGCGGGUCCCUGUCAGACCGGGGGGCGCUUCUCUCCUCUGACGUGUUCCAACACCCGGACCAGUUCCUCUCCGCUGACGAGGUCGGGAUGGGAGACGGCAACUACAGAGGAUUAGCCCGUGCGGACAGCAAUGACAUGUACAUGUGCGCGCCCCACCCCGGACCAAAUGUACCUCCCGAGGGCAGGAGGUACAACAGAGAACAGCGCCGAUUCCGAGUCGUGGUCGAGAACACCAUCGGCCAGAUCAAGAAGUUCAAGACCGUGGGGAACGGCAAGGCCUUCAGGCACCAGCGCGACUUCGAGAAGCACGUUUUCAACGUGUGCGCCAGGCUCACAGCUCGCAUCAUGAGGGUGCGAAACAAGUACCCAAGAAGCGAGGCGUGGAUCGGGGACAAGAAAGAGGAGUGGGAGGCGAAGCUCGGUAUCCACUACUACUGGGACUACGAUGAGCCGGGAUGCUACUUGAUCCACAACGAGGGCGAAAACUUGGUAUACGACAACACCAUCGAGGGAACUGCCGAGGGCCUGCAGGAGGCUUGGGACGCUAUUUGGUUGAUGGACUGAGCUUUUGUUGACCUUCAGCA